AGCAGGUCCACCAGCAGCUUCUCUGUCUCGCUUCAUCUUGAAUAAGGAUACCAUUUUGUUUUACUGCACGAGAAAGGAGUGUCCCUGUCACAUACAGGAAAAAAAAAAAUGUUUUUUUGGGUGUUAGCCCUCCUAACCCUCUGUGGUUUUCUGUGGGCUUAUCAAGGACAACUAAGGAUUACAGACAUCACUGACAAGUACAUCUUUAUCACUGGGUGUGACACGGGCUUUGGAAACUUGGCAGCCAGGACUUUUGAUAAAAAAGGAUUUCGUGUGAUAGCUGCCUGUCUGACCGAAGCAGGAUCAACAGCUUUAAAGGCAGAAACCUCAGAGAGACUCCACACAGUGCUUCUGGAUAUAACCGAUGCUGAGAAGGUCAAGAAGACUGCCCAGUGGGUGAAGGACCAAGUUGGGGAAAAAGGUCUCUGGGGGCUGAUCAACAAUGCUGGUGUUCUCGGGGUGCUAGCACCCACAGACUGGCUGACAGUGGAGGACUAUAGAGAACCUAUUGAAGUGAACUUGUUUGGACUCAUCAACGUGACAUUAAAUAUGCUUCCCUUGGUCAAAAAAGCUCGAGGGAGGGUUAUCAAUGUCUCCAGUAUUGGGGGUCGGCUUGCAUUUGCUGGAGGAGGCUAUACCCCAUCCAAAUAUGCAGUGGAAGGCUUCAAUGACAGCUUAAGACGGGACAUGAAAGCUUUUGGUGUGCACGUCUCAUGCAUUGAACCAGGAUUAUUCAAAACAGCAUUGUCAGACCCAGUAAAGACAACUGAAAAAAAACUCGCCAUUUGGAAGCAUCUGUCUCCAGACAUUAAACAGCAGUAUGGAGAAGAUUACAUUGAAAAAAGUCUAGACAAACUGAAAGGCACUACAUCCUUCGUGAACAUGGACCUCUCUCUGGUGGUAGAGUGCAUGGACCACGCUCUGACAAGUGUCUUCCCUAAGACUCGUUAUGCUGCUGGAAAAGAUGCCAAGGCUUUCUGGAUACCUCUGUCUCACAUGCCAGCAGUUUUGCAAGACUUUUUAUUGUUGAAACAGAAAGUUGAGCUGGCUAAUCCCAAGGCAGUGUGAUUCAGCUGACCACAAAUGCUUUCCUCAGGCUAUAAGACUGUCCAAUUUCAAGAACACAUGUCCUUUUCAAUCUCAUUCCUUACCUAAUCCAACCUGGACUCAUUUAGACCAUUCUUCUUUUGAUAAAAGAAGGAGUUCUGAUCAUCACUGGUGAUGCCCCAGGGUCCCUUCUCAAAUAUUCUUUGAAAAGAAGAGCCAGGAUGAACAUCACAUUGGCAAGUCCUGCCCACUAUUUAGGUUUUGCCUGCUUGAUAUGAUGUAAAGGAAAUUAUCUUCUCCAUUGCCUGCAUCAUGCUUACAGUCCCCAGGAUUUAAAGUACUCCUGGAUAUUGAACAUUGUCCCUUAU
Molecule: messenger RNA, 1415 nt
Organism: Otolemur garnettii (small-eared galago)
Lineage: Eukaryota; Metazoa; Chordata; Mammalia; Primates; Galagidae
Gene: DHRS9
Product: dehydrogenase/reductase 9
Exons: 5
Coding region: 109-1068 (319 amino acids)
Source: RefSeq, a predicted model, not a curated record